Messenger RNA from Lottia gigantea (owl limpet), 1010 nucleotides. RefSeq lists its product as hypothetical. The transcript is spliced from 11 exons. Gene Ontology annotation, biological process: monoatomic ion transport; serine import into mitochondrion. Gene Ontology annotation, molecular function: monoatomic ion transmembrane transporter activity. Gene Ontology annotation, cellular component: mitochondrial inner membrane. Lineage: Eukaryota; Metazoa; Mollusca; Gastropoda; Lottiidae. The record is from RefSeq and is a predicted model, not a curated record. Bases 102 to 1010 code for a protein of 302 amino acids.
CAAUUCAUAAAAAAAAAAAAUAUUUUGUGGAUCGAAAGCACUGAAGCAUCUAUAUUUCAUACUUAUAAACCAACAAAAGUUGGAAAUAGAAUCUAAAAAGGAUGGAAAGUGGAAGAAUUAAUUUAGAUAGACCUAGAUGGAAUCAAGGAACAUUUUAUGGAAGAUUGAAAUAUUUUGCAUGGAUAACAGAUCCCCGAUUAACUAUAACUCCUACCUCAGAAUUAAUGAAUGCCAAAAUUCUUCUACAAAAAUAUAGAAAUCAACAAGAACCAGCAGGUACCACUAUCAAUCAGAUAAGAAGAGCACAACAAUUAUAUUUAUCAGCUUUCCACCCAGAUUCUGGUGAUUUACAGAAUGUUAUUGGUAGAAUGUCUUUUUUUGUUCCUGGUGGUAUGAUACUGGUUGGUGCUAUGAUAUCAUUCUAUAAGUCCACAGCAGCUGUUAUAUUUUGGCAAUGGGCUAACCAAUCAUUUAAUGCAUUAGUCAACUAUACAAAUAGAAACGCUGCUUCUGAAAUAACAACCAAGCAAAUGGCUGCAGCUUAUGUAAGUGCCACGUCUUCUGCUCUUGUUACAGCUAUUGGUUUGAAGCAGUUGUUAGCUCAGAGAGCAAGUCCUUUAGUUCAACGAUUUGUACCAUUUACAGCUGUAGCAGCAGCUAAUAUCAUCAAUAUACCAUUGAUGAGACAGAGUGAACUAAUAGAUGGUAUAACUGUUUAUGAUGAAAAUAACAAUAAAAUAACACAAUCUAGGUAUGCAGCAAUCAAAGGUAUUUCUCAAGUAGUGCUUUCACGAAUAAUUAUUGUGGUUCCCAGUAUGACUGUAUUACCUAUAUUAAUAGAAAGAUUAGAGAAAACUAACUGGAUGAAAAGAUAUCCUGUUGUUAAUGCUCCAUUACAAAUAGCUUUAGCUGGUCUAACAAUGUUGUUUAUGGUGCCGAUUGGUUGUGCUUUAUUUCCUCAAACCUGCAGCUCAGUUUUAGAAGAAUUACAAGAACAACAGAAUUUUUGA